This is a messenger RNA of Hipposideros armiger (great roundleaf bat), 3413 nucleotides long. RefSeq names its product calpain 14 (gene CAPN14). Gene Ontology annotation, cellular component: cytoplasm. Gene Ontology annotation, molecular function: calcium ion binding; calcium-dependent cysteine-type endopeptidase activity. The record is from RefSeq and is a predicted model, not a curated record. Gene Ontology annotation, biological process: proteolysis. The coding region runs from base 118 to 2178 and encodes 686 amino acids. The transcript is spliced from 22 exons. Lineage: Eukaryota; Metazoa; Chordata; Mammalia; Chiroptera; Hipposideridae.
AUUUAAAGAAGCAAGAUCUCCUGUGAAGGAGGUGAGUAAACCGAACAUCUGCUCUCUGUCUCAGGAGCAACAGAGACCACCCGGGAAUACACUGGGGAUCUGUAUCUGCACCCUACCAUGUCUAUGAGGCCACCUUUUCUAAUCAGAUGGAUGCUAGGACAGAAGGAAACAAUGGGGGGCUCUUCACAGCUCCCUACACAGGACUACGAGGCCCUGCAGCAAAGGUGCCUGAGAGUCGGCGGCCUCUUUGAAGACCCCAGCUUCCCGGCCACCCUGAGAUCCAUUGGCAGGGGGCCCCUGCUGAAGAAACUGCCUCCGGGCCUACAGUGGAAGAGACCUUGGGAACUGCACAGCAAUCCCCAGUUCUAUGCUCCUGAGGCCAAAAGGCUGGAUCUGUGCCAGGGAUUGGUAGGUGACUGCUGGCUCUUGGCUGCUUUGCAAGCUCUGACUUUGCACCAGGACAUCCUAAGGCGGGUCGUUCCCCUGAAUCAGAGUUUCACUGAGAAGUACGCUGGCAUCUUCCAGUUCUGGUUCUGGCGUUUUGGGAAGUGGGUUCCUGUGGUGAUAGAUGACCGACUACCUGUGAACGAGGCAGGCCAGCUGGUCUUUGUCUCUUCCACCUCCAAGAACUUGUUCUGGGGAGCUCUUCUGGAAAAGGCCUAUGCUAAGCUCUCUGGCUCCUAUGAAGACUUGCAGCGUGGACAGGUGUCUGAUGCCCUUUUGGAUUUCACUGGAGGGGUGAUAGUGACCAUCAAACUGGCAGAAGCCCCUCAAAACCUCUGGGACGUUCUAACCCAAGCCACCUACAGCAGAACUCUCAUUGGCUGCCAGACACACACCGGGAAUGAGAGGGUGCUGGAGAACGGGCUGGUGGAUGGUCAUGCCUAUACGCUCAUAGGAACUCGGAAGGUGACCUGCAAACAUGGACCUGAAUAUCUAGUCAAGCUGCGGAACCCCUGGGGGCAUGUGGAAUGGAAAGGAGACUGGAGUGACAGCUCACGUACCUGGGAGUUACUGUGCCCCAAGGAGAAGAUUGUGCUGCUGAGAAAAGAUGAUGAUGGAGAAUUUUGGAUGACACUCAGGGACUUUAAAGUACAUUUCAGGCUUCUGGUCAUCUGUAAACUGACCCCAGGCCUGCUGAGUCAGGAGGUGGGCCAGAAGUGGUCCUACACCAUGCAGGAGGGGAGAUGGGAGAAGGGGACCACAGCUGGUGGUCCGAGGAGGUCACCCCAAGACACCUUUUGGAAAAACCCGCAAUUCCUGCUGUCUGUCUGGAGGCCCCAGGAGGGCAGGAUGUUUCUGAUGCCAUGUAGCGUGCUGGUGUCCCUGCUCCAGAAGCCCAGGCACAGGCACCGCAACCAGAAGCCUCACCUUGCCAUCGGCUUCUACCUCUUCAGGAUGAACAAGUUACAUGAUGACCAGAGGCGACUGCCCCGCGAGUUCUUCUUGGUAAAUGAGCCCUUGAGUUUGCCUGAGGCAUUUGUCACAGAGAAGGAAGUGAGUCGGGAGCUGUGGCUGGAGCCGGGGACGUACCUCAUCGUGCCCUGCACAGCGGAGACCCGCCAGGAGUCAGAGUUCGUCCUCAGAGUUUUCUCCAGGAAGCACAUCUUUUAUGAAAUUGGCAGCAAUUCCAGUGUUGUCUUCCCAAAGGAAAUAGUAGACCUGACUGAAGGGCAGGAUGAAUCCUUCACCAAACUCUUUGAACAGUAUCCAGAAAUAAAUGCAGCUCAACUGCAGGAGAUCCUGAACCACAUGACCUGGUCCAAUCUGGGGCACGCAAAGCCCCUUUUCAGCCGCGAUGCCUGCCAGGGGAUCCUGGCCCUACUGGACCUUAAUGAGUCAGGUACCUUGUGCAUCCAGGAAUUCAGGGAUCUGUGGAAGCAGCUGAUGCUCUACCAGGAUGUUUUCCACAAGCAAGACACUAACAGGUCAGGGUGCCUGAACUGGACCCAGCUGCGGGCUGCCACGAGGGAUGCAGGAAUUGUGCUCGGCGAUAACAUCUGCCAGCUGAUGCUUAUCCGCUACGGUGGCCCCAACUUCCAAGUGGACUUUGUCAGCUUUGUCCUCUUGAUGCUGCGUGUGGUGAAGAUGGAGGAUGUCUUCCAGAACCUAACCCAAGAUGGCAAAGGGAUAUACCUCCGGAAGACAGAGUGGCAGAUGAUGACUCUAUACUCUUAAGACAACUGAAGCUUCAUCUGCCCUCACUGAGGACUCUGCAUAUGGCCCAAGUGGAGCCAUUGGCUGAGACCAGCCGAUGCUCAACCCACUUACUGUUCUUCAGGACCGUGUCUCCAGUCAUCACCUCCUCAGCUGGGAAGAUUUUUUGUUUGUAGAUCUCCACUUUGGAUAGCCAGCAUGCAAAAAGGGAACAGAAGUAGCAAAGACUACCUUGGACUUGUAAAGACGAAGUCUUCUUCCCUAUGGCUACAACCUUGUCAUAGCAGAGAUGUUACCUGACGUAGUCUAAGCAAUAUGACUCCAGAGAUGAUACCUUAACCUCUAUACAAUGCUGCCUUGGUGGCUGUUCAACUUAAAUGACCUUAGACAUGCCAAGUGUCAUCACAUUUGGAGCAAUAGUCUAGGUUUCAAGAUCUGAAGAGAAAAUGCUAUGUCCUUAGACAACUGUACCUGCAUCUGUAAAUUGGUGGAGACACAGGCUAAGUUUCAACUGUUUGGGUGUAGGGUGGGGAUAUGUGGAGCUUUCAAGAGCACAGGCAGAACUGGCAGAAUCUAGGUGGGAUGAGAUGGCUGUGGCAUCUGAGGUUACUGGGUGGUCUUCUACUGACAUUAUCUCCAGAUGAUUGAAUUUGGGGGCGGGGGACCUGUGGCUUUAAAACACCUAAGUUCUUAAAGGGCUUCCUAUAUGUGACAGGUGUCAGUUUGUUUACUUGAUCUGUGGACUAUCAUAUCCAUUUCAAAUCAGUCCAGAAAGUCUGUACACCUACUUCAAAGAAGAAUAACAAAUCCAUGCUGCAUCAUAGAGUUCAUCAGUGGAUGGUCGGUAUAUCUGAUUGUUUUGAACUAGCAUGACACCUGACUUCCUAGCAUCCCUACCAAUCCAGAUCCCAGGUGGAAAACCUGAACAAAGGCCACUUCCCAAAGCCUGUGCAUUUUACUCACAGCUGUGCACCUCAGAGCCACUCAGUAAAAUUCUAGUUUCCUUUAUUUACAAACUAUUCUAACAAGCAUGGCUAUCUGGUUUUCAAGUCUUUAGCAGGCUAAAGGAGAAGGCUAAACAAGGGGUAAGUGUGUCCACUGGCAGAAGUAAAGGAAAUUUCACAACCUGACAGAUGGGCACUGCAGGAGAAGGGGAAAGCACUUUCAAAGCAUGGCUUAAGGAGGCGGGAAAGUAUUUCAUUUAGAGAGAUCUUUAUUCCAAAUGAGAAAAAUGUAAAGUGGUGUGCUGUAAAGUA